AUGGCUUUAACAUUGUUAACGUACUCUGCGUUAUUCCUGAUUCUCCUUCUUUUCCUUGGAUUCUUGUCGUUUGUUUUGCAUGUCCACCAUCAGCAUUUGCGUUACGCCCACAUCCCUGGGCCUCCAAGAGAUAGCUUUUUUACCGGCAAUAUCCCGUCUAUUCGGCGAGAAAAAAGGAGAGCUCAAGAUAAAGGAAUGACCAUUAUAUGGAUGAACUGGUAUCGGCAAUACGGAUCGGUUUACGUUACUUGGAUUUAUUUUAUUCCCGUUGUCAUUUUGUCUGACCCAGACAUGGCCAAAAAAGCCCUCAUCACACUGAAUUUGCCCAAAGCAGAGCGUGUCUACUCCAAGCUGAGUAACGUGUUUGGCCACCGGGCUUCUGGGCAGGGGAUUUUGACGGAAGUCGAUCACGAAGUCUGGCGUCGUAAGCGAGCAAUGUUAAACCCAGCAUUUCACAGAAGGUAUUUAAUGAACUUGAUGGACGCUUUUAAUUCCAUUUGUGACGAUUUUCUCGAAAAUCUGAGGAAAUAUGCCGAUGGUAAAACGCCUGUCAGGAUGGUGAAUGAAUUUGGAAGGGUUACUCUUGACAUUAUUGGCAAGGUACUGUAUGCUGGUUUUCACGUUUAGUGACUAGUCAGAAAUGUAACAGCAAUAAUUAUGUUACAUCACUAAUAUUGAUAUUGAUCUUCCAACCAUAGACUUAGGCCGUGUCCACACAAAUCCCAACAUUUUUGAAACUACAUAUCUUCACACCCCAAAUUUGUGUGGACAGGGCCUUAAACCACUCUGAGGAGCAGUUUAAAGAAGGGGCUUGGGCUUGUUUAUAAGAUGAAAUAGCGAAAUGACGAAAUGGUGAAAUGACUAAAAUUAUUUAGAUGGAGUUGUUACGUACAUUCUCAACCUGAGCUCUACACUAUUGCGCAGCCAUAAGAUAUGAAGUUUCUGGUGACGAGAUUGUUGUCACGCAGAGCUUGAGUGUUGUGCACAUACAAGCUCAUCACACGUGCUGAAAAUAGCACUUCCAUGGGGAAAUUUGCAUAUUACAAAGCUAAGCUGCAGUCAACUUUUACAUAUGUGAGGAUGGAGAACUAAAAAGUCUUAAGUAAAAAAAAAGUUGCUAAGAGUUCUACAAGUGCAAAUAUAGACAGGGUAAUUAUAAACAUGGUAUUACCUGCACAAUUGAUCUGAUUUGCUUGAUAAACUUUCAAAUUGUCUGGGACUCUGUGACAUGUAUAACGUAUUCUACAGACUAUACUAUCAACGUCUUACUUUAGAAAGCUGGUUUACUAACUUAGAACAAACGCCACUGAAUCAUAGCCAACAGUUACCAGCGCCGUACAAACAACUUAUUGACGAGAUCAAGGAAAACUAACUACGUGAGAACGACUGGAGAACUGACAACUUGACUAACAGUAGACAACUGUUUAACUGUGACAAUAGACAGAUCGAAACGCACCAAUUACUGAUUACGAGUCUUCAUAGCCAAUAACAUCACAGCUUAUUAACUGACAGACGACCAAUAACAUCGCGACAUAAUUGACCAAUCAGAUCAAUAACCAGAGUGUAAUACCAUCAACUGAUCAUGACAUGAUACAACUCACUUUGACUCUGAAGAUGACUACCGCAUAGGUUGUUGAAACGUCAGUCACUGUCAACAACAACAGUCCUAUUCAGGACUACGUUCACCCGGACGAUCAAACUCAACCUACUUUUGAAAUGACUCCUGGGUUCAAACCUUUCACAGUUGAUAAACUUUGUUUGCAGUGUCCAAGUAUUCGAAAGCAAUAACUAUAACGUGAAAUUUGCCCUAUUGCAAUUGCCAAUAAAUGGCUUUAAAACAAGACGACAUGCAUUUUGUCCUUUGUACUAAACAAUGCAGAAAGAUCACGUGACUGCAAUAAUUUACGAACAAGAAACUGACAACUGUGAUGGCACAGCAACAUUAGUGAGGUUUUGCAUGGCUGAGCAAAGUUUUGCUGGUUCAUAAAAGGCAAAGAAAUAACAGCAUACUAGACACGACAAAAAAACAGAGAGUCAUCUGUUUUUACUGUUUAGGAAAGUCAUUUUGCCAUUUCGUGUUUUAAACAUGCCCUUAAAAAAGAUGGGCUUUUGGUCAGCAGAAUGUCAUAUUUUUCACUGGUUCAUGUGGAUGGAUGGCCAAUUAUUCAUGUAAAAUAAUGUGCAGUUUCAAAUAUGAGAUAUCCGGAUUCUUGUGGACUGGGUGUUACCUUUCCACUGAAACAAAGUUUUCAGAUUUCUAAAACAAUGUUGGAGUUAUCACUAUCAAAAACUACAGCAUUUCAGUCUGGUGUAAAUUGAGCCAACAGAGGCCAGCAGAGUCUGGUAUUUUGCAUAAUGACUCAGUGUUGCUUUAUACAAUAUGCAGCUGAAUCUAGAAUUAGACUGCAGUGCUGUUACAAUGAUUUAAAGUACAAGUAGCAUGUACAUAUUCACACAAAACAUUUUUAUACCUGUGUGCGAUCUCUUCAAGUAAUUGGGGGUCCAUAAACCCACAACCUGAGAUAACAGGAGGCCUAUCCUUCAAAAUAGUUUUUCUCAGCCCCGUGGACAUCAGUUUGGCCUAAAACUAAGGGUAAAAGCGAAGAACAGCUCACCUCCACUGACUGUCGGCCAACUGUCGGCCGACAGAUAACCAACAGUUUACCGACAGGUCACCGACAGACCACCGACAGAUCACCGACAGUUUACCGACAGUCGGCUAAAGAAAAAAUACUACACUGAAACCUAUGACAAAAUCACCGGUAAAACAAAAGUAUCGAAGUCUAAGGCGAAACGAAGAACAGCUUACAGUAAACACAGCAAAAGCAAAGAACAGCUUACCGUAAACACGGGGUAUAACCCCAAGUUUUGAAGUUCAAACUUUGAAAACCAAAGGGUUUUUAAAAAAUAAAAAGGUAAGUUACAUAAUUGGCUUUCGAAAUGGUUGCUUGUGAGCUAGACCUUGCUCCUAUCCAUAGAAUCAGGCCCAGGCUCCUUGGCUCUGAUUAGAUCGGCAAUUAACCUGUGUCAAUCAGAUGAGCACUGGAUUGUUGAUGAUGUGAUCAGAGAUAAAAGAAAGAGUCAAUAACAUUCAUGGAAACAAGUACGGUGAUGGGAUGUGAUUGGUCUAUUCUUCCGCUUCUGCUGGCAACAAAUAUUUACAAGAAUAUCAGAACAAAGAGAAUACAGUCAAACCCUGCUUUACCGACACCCACUUAAUACGUCAACACGCCAUCAUUUCAGACCGUUUUCAUUGUCCCUGGGGAAAGCCCAUACAAUUCUCUUAAUUCAACCCACUUAAUACGGACACCCAUUAAUGCAGACCAUGGACACUUGCUUCUUGCCCAAUCAACAGAUUCUCAUAGAAAGUCAACCUUGCUUAUGUGAACACUUCACUAUCAACUAUAUGUUGUAAUAAACCUUUCCUUCUUGAAGGUAAAAAAUCUUUCAGUUGACAGCAUGUCAAUGUUCUGGGCGCUACUGUACACCAGAUAGGAUGAUAUGUAGACGUCAAUUUUUAGACUACUUUUGACAUCAAACAAAUUAUGCGGAGAACAUUUUGAUUAAUUAAUUAAUAUAUAGAUGAGCGAUUUUUGAGCGCUUCUGUGGAUUUAGUCCACGGAAUUACAGCUUUGUAAAGGUUAGAGAUGUUUAAUUCGACAAUGCUUAAGUUCUCUUUCAUUUCUUUAGCAUUUUGUUCUAAUAAAAGGAGUUGUUUUGCUUUAACAAAGUAACCCUCUUAAUACUGACGCCCCCAACCUUGUUCCCAGGGUCUGGGAGAGGAGCGUGGGAAUGGAGGUUGGGACACCCCAUUAAUACAGACACUUUCUAUGGCAUUUCAUUUCAGGUUGGUUUUGGCAUCAAUCUGAACAUUAUAGGAAAUCCAGACUCGGCAUUUCCAAGUGCUGUGUCAAAAACACUGGAAGGAAUGCAAGCGAAUUUACAAAAUCCAUUUUGGAUGUUCCAGAUAUCUGCAUUUCCCUUUCAAAAUUCUGUCAUCGACGCUAUAAAAUACCUUCGCGUCUUUGCCAAGAAUGUCAUCAAAGAGCGAUGUUUGGCUUUACAAAAUAGGGAUGAGACACCAAGUGAUAUAUUGGAACAUAUUGUCAAAGAAGCACAAGAGAACUCUGAGAUCAAUAUGGAUGACUUGGUGGACAAUUUCUUGACAAUUUUUAUUGCAGGUAUGAAUAUAUAAUGCAGUUUUGUAUUUUGUUUGUUUUUUUAUUCUUUCUUUCUAGAACAGGGAGCUUUGUUUAUUUUUAAGGUUGCUGUACUUUUGCAGCCUCCAUAACCCAUUCACCCCUCAACCACUUGUAACCUAGCCCCCCUGCACAUACAUUCUUAAGGGUUCAUCACAUGUUCCUGCCCCCCAAGAGCACAUAACGAACCCCUAAGAAUGUCUGUGGGGGAGACGACUUGUAACUACCCAUGUGGAUCCAUGUCCCUUGUAUCUCUCGUCUCAUUUUAAGCAAAAUUCCCAGGGGCGAUCGGGUGAAGCCAUAAUAAAAUCUUAGCUUAUGAACACCUGUUAGGGUUUAUUUUGUAUAUAUACAAUACUCUAUUUCAAAAUAGCAAGCAUUGUUACAAACAAGUGCAGUUAUUAAGAAAAAGGGAACCCAGAGUUCAACCCUAUCAAGGAUCUCCUAAGAACAAACAAAUAUGUAUAUUAAUAUAGCAAUAAAAAUAUGUACAUUUAUUUAUAUAAAAGCAAGUUAAUAAAAAUAUAUUUAUAAAAAUCACAGAAACAUCUUUAACCAAGUAUGGAAUGUACAUUCAAUAAAUAUUCAUGUGUUUUUUCAAUCUCAGUUUAAACUUGUUGAUGUUGGGACUGUUGUGACAAUUGAUUACGUUACUUGGAAGAUCGUUCCAAAACGUGAUUAUCUUAACAAAGAAGGAAUAUUUAUAACAGUUUAAUUGUAUCUUAUAUUGUAUCUUAUAUUGAUGGUUGGAUCUCGUCUUAGUGCUCUUGCACAGUUUAAAAUAAUCACUGAAGUUUAGACCAUUCAUAUUGAAUACGAUCUUACAGCACCCCACCAGAUUAGAGAUAGGAAUUCUCUCCUUUGUUCUAAAGAGUUCCAUUUAAGAAUUUUACACCUAUCCUCAUAUGCGAUGAGUCACCCAGUUAGCCAUGCUGCCUGCUUUAUCAGGCUAGCCAGGCCCUUGUGUUUCUUCCUCAUAGCAGUUCAUUGUGUUUUUGUGAGAAUGUGGGCUGGCACGCUCACCAAGAUCUUGGCCAAGCAACGGAGAUAUCGAUCUCGGCAAGUGUGCCAGCUCACCUCUGAUCUCAAAUAGACACAAUGGAAAGUUUAUGAGGAGACAAGUUGUGAGCUGAGCCAGCCUGGUAAAGUGAAACAGCCCAGCUAACUGGGCUGGCUCACCCCAAUUAAACAGGCCCUUAUAUGUUACGCACCCUAGAUUUCAGACCUCCCUGUAAGGGUGUCCUCUGCUUUUAUGCUCUCAGAAGGUCCAGUUUUUAGCUACAUGAAUGCACCUUUGGUGAGACCUCCCUGAUGGGAUGUCCAAGACCCCUUUCUGUUACUUUGUUUCCUAAAUAUGAUUUCUUUAUUUCAUUUAAAACUCUAAUAGGGCAAGAAACAACAUCAAACCAGCUCUCAUUUACUCUGUAUGAAAUUCUAAAGCAACCAAUGAUUGAAGAAAGGUAUGUGGCAUAACCUAUUGAUUUUUUAAGGUUUGGUGUAAAAAAUAUAAAGUCAAUAAUCAUCUAAUUAACAAUUAUUCCAUGAGUGUGCAUUAAAUAUGGGAUGGUAGGUAGCCAAUGAGGCACUGGCUAAUCAACUCAUAUCCAACAAGCGUGAGUGUAAUAAUUGUUUUAUUAAAAAUGCCCACAAAAUAUCAAGAAUUCUUCCCAACUUUAAUUUAUUUGUAAAAACAACCGAUUUUCAGCUUGUAUUUAAUUUUGAGCACACGCAUACGGUUACCAUAUUUGGAGAGCAUGAUAUAACGGCUCAUACAUCAUGAUGGCUAAGCCAGUCAGAGUUCUAGAAUUGCAUUAUCCAAUGAUUCUGUUUUUAACAAUAAUAUGUACAACUACAAAUAAUUAUGAUAUUGAAAAAGUUCGGCUAUGCUAAUGUAGCCCCCUAAGGUUUUUUCAUUUCUGCAAGCACAUGUUGGACUUUGUUUUGUUGUUAUCCCCCAAGGGGGGGGGGUUACUUUAGGAAUUUCUGGGUGGGGAUGUGCCGCUGGGACCCUGGAACCCUUAACCUAUACCAGAGCUAGUUCAGCUGAAUUUUGCUAGGCUACUAAGGCAGCUCGAAAGAGCGCUCCUACCCUAUACUAGAGUAAACUCCCCAAAUCCCCCUAUCCUACAGUAGCUUUUUCCCUAGUCUAGAUAAAAUCUUCAACCAACUGAUCAGUUUCCUCAAAAAUGAUACCCUAUUUUAGACCCAAACGCUGUGACUUAUAUACCCUAUCCUAGAGUAAACUGCUUGAAAACCAUACCCUUUUCAUUUUCUUUUGAACUCAAGCCUGUGCUCCGGCUAAGAAAAAUUGAAGGGAGCCCAGUGCUCUGAACAUGUGAAAUCUUGGGUGCGCAAGAUCCCUAUUAAAAAACUAAGAUUUCAUGAUCACCCAUAGGCAAAAGUAAGGCACCAGACUUCAAGACUUUAUAAUAAAUUUUCUAAAGAAUUUUUUUACAAGUGUCCUAGCGCCGCAAAUAGCUAUAGCUUGUCUAGGCGGGCCAGGAAUAAUAUGAAAAGAAAAUAACUGCAAUAAAAUUAAGGUUAAAAAGCAAGGGAGAUUCAUCCGUUUUCAAAUAAAUACGGAGCGAUUGAGUGACUAAUAUUGCAAAAAUUUACAAUCUUAUGAAGAAAAGCAUAUGAAAUAGAUGCAUUUAAAACUCUAAGGAGGAAAGGAAAAACAAAACAUUCCGUCGCUGUUUUUAUAGGCAGGCCAUUACAAAAAAAUUGGUUUUGCUUUCUUCAUUUUAAGAAUGAUUUCAUCUAUUUAAUAAUAAGUAUCGCCAACCUCCAAUAUAUCAAGCAAUGAUGUACGAAUAUUAAAUUUGAAUUUGUGUUUUAUUGAAAGUGUGUUCAACUAGAGCACAGCCUCGUAGAACUGUUCAACAAGAAUUUUUGUAACAAAUCAAAUAACUUUAAACAUGAACAUGAUCUUCGCAGCAGAAUGAAAUGUCUAGGCGGUGAAAAAGAACCUGAAACAUUCAGGCUUGACCAGGAAUUGAGCCCUGACUUUGCGAUACCAGGUGCAAUGCUCUAUCCUUUGAGCUAAACAAGCCAACUAAAGGGCAAGCCAACUAUUUACCGUAAAAUUCCGAAAAUAACCCCUGGGGCUUGUAUUUUUCAAAGUCCCUUUUUGAGGGGCUUAUUUGUGGAGGGGCUUAUCUACAGAAAGAAAUUUGCCGUUCAAAAUCGAUUGGGCUAGCCUUAUAGUUGAAGGUAAAUUUACUGUUUUUGCUUUGUCUUGCUUUGUAUUUGAUGGCAAUUUUCCAAGUACAAGCCCCCGUGGGGCUUAUAUUUGAAGGGGUGAUUUAACGGAGGGUUUUUUGCAUUACCGUUUUAGGGGCCUUAUAUUUGGAGGGGUUUAUACGUGGAGGGGCUUAUUUUCGGAAUUUUACGGUAUGUACCAAAAUUAACUCCCCUGACUCUAUUUUCAGUGUUUGCAUUUGAUUUGUCUUGUUGAAAUUUCUUGCCAGGAUUUUGAAAGAGGUGGAUAAAGUUCUUGGUCAUCGUGAGACUGUGGAGUAUGAAGAUCUUGGCCAGCUGCAAUACCUUGACCAGACACUGAAAGAAGCCCUACGUAAGCAUCCUCCCGUUGGUGGGACUCAAAGAAUUCUUCAAAAGGAAGACGUUUUUGGAGAUUACAAAAUACCAGCCAAAACUCCAGUAGUUGUUUCAAGUUAUAAUGUCCAAAAGUCUCCUGAAUUCUGGGAAUCUCCAGAUGAUUUUGAUCCAGAUCGCUUUUCCCCAUCUCGUAAAGAUGCUAUAUCACAGUUUGUGUUUUUUCCAUUCUCCCUGGGUCCUAGAAGUUGUAUUGGAAAGACGUUAGCUCAGUUUGAGGCAAAGGUUUUAAUGGCAAGGCUCCUCAGAGAAUUCAAGUUCGAGAUCCUUCCUGGCCAAACAGACCAAGUCGAAGAAAAUUUAACAUUAAAGCCUCGAGAUGGUGUAAUGUGUACUUUCACGCAGAGGUAGUUGACGAUUGCCAUGCUACAAUUCAGUCAAGAUGACAAAAUAUCGUUUCCAGGGUAAGGUCUCUUUUCUUCUUGGGAACGCCGGGGAACAAAUUUGUCAAGAUUAUACUCUGCACGACUGUGCAUUUAAAAAAUGUACCAGGUAUUUUGUAUCAAUUAGUAACUUUAUUAUUUAAAAUUGUAAGCCAAUGACC
Messenger RNA from Porites lobata, 8358 nucleotides. The record is from the annotation of a GenBank genome assembly. Lineage: Eukaryota; Metazoa; Cnidaria; Anthozoa; Scleractinia; Poritidae.